UAAAUCUGCAUUCUGCCUCUGCCUCUGGUCAGAGACAGUCAGGGCUACAGAGCGCGCUCAGUGAGAAGCAUCAUCACUGGCUUAACACACACCACCUUAAAUAAAAAACAAAUCCUGCUGCAGAAAGACUGCACAAGUGACUGGGCUGGAGAAGACGGUCUGCAAGCAGCUAUGCGGCCGCGGUCCAGACUGCCAUCCAAGAGAAGACUCCUGCUGCCCACCAUCAGAGAGGGCACUGAGGAGACAGUGAGGGAUCUGAAUGAAGCCAACUCACUCCACAUUACUGGCAACAACCAGGCUGUCUCCUCAGAAGACUACCUCCUCUCCAUCUGCCACCUGGCCCACCCCACCUUCCCCUCCAGGGAUGGUUCACCCAACAGCGCUCACACACGGCAGCUGGAUGUUAUUCACCACAGGCUGAGGCCGUCACGGCUCAGUGCCAGCACACCAUCAACCUUCGGAUUGGAUCUCAGAGAGGAGGCACAUGUCGAGGAUAUGCAGCAGGAAGACAGCAAACAACUAAAUGGUAAACUGUUAUUUGGCUGCUACGGACAGUCAGACCCACUGGAGCAUCUUUAUGGACACCCCAGCAACCUCUCAGGAGGCAUAAGGGGGGCAUUUGUGGAGGGGAGGUUUACAAGAUCAAGUGGGAGGGUAUGGGAGGGUCAGGCUCGCUCACGGGCGCACAGCAUCCCCCGUGCUUCCAGUCCAGACCGUCCAUGCCAACGCAAAAGCAGCUGCCCCGAGUUACACACCAGCAUCAACAUGCCCAUCCCAAACAUGUCCCCGAAACACUGCUUAUCUGGGACCAGGAAAGGGAGCAUGGCAGACGGAGGAGGAGAGGAGGAGAGACAGAAUACACCCAGCAAACACUCCCUCAUCUCCCAGUGGAUCUCUGACUGUAGGUCGGCCUGGAGGGAGGCACGUGCACGUGCCUGUAUGCUGCCUGCCAUCGCUGAAAUAUAAGGCACAAAACUGCACCAUCACUAUAAAACACUCCUCUAUGAAGUGUCCUAAUCUGUCCUGUCAGGCACACACAAGACAUGUAGAUGUGUUUAAUAUGCAGAUAUAUAAAGGGAUGUGAUCAUGUAAACCAUUGAAGACAUGCAGUGGAAACUAAACAUUGCCAUAAUGUGUAAUCAGUAAUAUAUUAAUGUCACUGUUCACUGUUACAGCCCCCCUAUGCGUGAUGUAUGGUGGUGAUCAUGCAAUAUUAAAGAAAAAUGCAAAGCCCUUUUAUACCUUCCAGUGUUUUGUGAACUAAGUAUUAAUAAAUAAACCAUUUUUGAUACUUUGA
Messenger RNA from Sphaeramia orbicularis (orbiculate cardinalfish), 1297 nucleotides. RefSeq lists its product as uncharacterized. Lineage: Eukaryota; Metazoa; Chordata; Actinopteri; Kurtiformes; Apogonidae. Gene Ontology annotation, biological process: regulation of autophagy. Bases 172 to 966 code for a protein of 264 amino acids. Gene Ontology annotation, cellular component: mitochondrion. The transcript is spliced from 2 exons. The record is from RefSeq and is a predicted model, not a curated record.